Sipha flava (yellow sugarcane aphid) is the source of this 1244-nucleotide messenger RNA. It is a transcript of the gene B52, whose product is annotated as serine-arginine protein 55. Gene Ontology annotation, cellular component: cytoplasm; nucleus; ribonucleoprotein complex. The record is from RefSeq and is a predicted model, not a curated record. NCBI's taxonomy places the organism in Eukaryota, Metazoa, Arthropoda, Insecta, Hemiptera, Aphididae. Gene Ontology annotation, biological process: alternative mRNA splicing, via spliceosome; mRNA splice site recognition. The transcript has 9 exons. Gene Ontology annotation, molecular function: mRNA binding. Bases 101 to 1027 code for a protein of 308 amino acids.
AUAUUGAAUACGGUCAUUGUUAUCAGGAGCUGGAUAAGCCUAUCCUGCUGUAGAAGUACCUUCUAUCUAAUCAUUUGGUGACUGAUCCAAAGAGGUCAGAAUGAGUAAUGGCACUAGGGUGUUUGUUGGCGGCCUGUCUCAUCGCGUUCGCGAAAGGGAUCUCGAGAGAUUUUUCCAGAAAAUUGGCAGAGUCAAGGAUAUUGCUAUGAAGAAUGGAUAUGCUUUUGUGGAAUUUGAUGACUAUCGUGAUGCUGAUGAUGCUGUGUAUGAAUUGAAUGGUCGUGAACUUAAUGGUGAAAGAGUUUCAGUUGAAAGAGCUCGUGGAACACCAAGGGGCAGUGAUGUUUGGCGUGGUUCAGGGCGAGGUGGUGAUUUACCACCACCACCACCCAGACGACCUCGUCGUGAUGCUAGGGAUGACAGAAAUGAUAGGUAUGGACCACCAACAAGAACAAAUUAUAGAUUAAUAGUUGAAAAUUUGUCAAGUCGAGUUAGCUGGCAGGAUUUAAAGGACUUCAUGCGUCAAGCUGGAGAAGUGACUUAUGCUGAUGCACAUAAGCAACGCAAGAAUGAAGGUGUUGUAGAGUUUGCGUCAUAUUCGGAUCUCAAGACUGCAAUUGAUAAAUUGGAUGACACAGAAUUGAAUGGCCGUCGCAUUAUACUUCAAGAAGAUAAAAGUAGUAGUCGUGGACGUGGAGGAAGACGUAGUCGUAGUCCUUCAAGUUCUCGUUCCCGUUCUAGGUCCCGGUCUCGCUCACGUCGCCGUGUACGCUCUCGUUCAAGGAGUAGAUCACGCAGCCAUUCCAAGUCAAAGUCUGAUUCUCGUUCAAAAUCUCCUUAUAAAUCGCCGGCUCAUUCCAAAUCACGUUCUCGCUCAGGAUCUAUUGACAAAAAAAGAUCCCAGUCACGCUCACAAUCAAUAUCUAAUAAGCGUAUUAAGCGCGAUUCACGUUCACCUGAUGAAAAAUCCCGUUCACCAUCAAGAGAAAAAAAUGGUGAUGCCAGUCCACAAUCUGGAGAUGAUUAAGGAAAUACAUUAAAUCCUCUAUUAUUAAAUUUUUUUUAUUAUGACAAUUCAGUCUUUUUCUAUCCAUUUUAACUUACUGUACACUUAAUCUAACCAUUUGACUAGUAGUUCAUUUUUAUGUUUAAUACCGUAGAUAAAGUACCAAUUAUCGAUUUUACAGAACAUUUUGUAUUUUGAAACUUAUAUCUAAAGAAAUGCACAUGAAUGUUGUUUGGUA